AUGACCAUGGCAGGUCUCAGCGGCGGCUUCUCGUCCGUCUCGGACGCGACGUUCGAGUCCGCAAUCGACUGCUACGUCUGUGACAAGAAGUUCUACGCCUUCCGACGCAAACACCGCUGCCGCUCCUGUGGUAAUGCCGUAUGUGGCAGUUGUUCCCGGACCCACAAGAUCAUGCCAAGCUCUGCCGGUGCGCGUUACUCGAACGAGCCCGUUCGCGUGUGCGACGGCUGCAUUCGGGACCAGAACCGGAUGAUGCUCGAGCGUCGACGAGCGGAAGACGUAAACAGAGCUCGUGCCCGUCAAGUGGCGGCGCUGGAAGAAGCAGGACGUCAACGGGAGGCCGAGCGCAGUCAACGGGAGCGUGAAGUAGUGCUAGCACAAGCGCGACGCGAGCUGCGGCUGCGUGCCUUGGAGGAGAAGCAUCUGGGUCCUCGUCCAGAUGUACGCACGUUGCGAUCCAGGUCCUCAAGAAGUCGGGACGACUGGGCACGAGAUGAUGGGCCGCAGUCGCUGCACUCGAAGGAGCUGAGCUCGUUCCUGGAAGAUGCCGAGAAGAGAGCCGUGGCGCUCGUUGCCAAGCCGUGCGGGAUCAGCGACGGGUUUGUUGAAGACAAGCAGAACUUACUGGAGAGAGGGUGUGAGACGCUGGAAACGACCACAGUCGUGCAGGAAGCGGAAGAGUGCGCCAUUUGCCUGGAGACGAUGGAUGUGGGGAAUGCGAUUUACACGACCGCGUGUGGCCACAGUUUCCACUGGAGCUGUCUGAAAGAGAUUCAGAACUCGGACUCGAGCAACUAUGACAAGUGUCCAUCGUGUCGGGCGACCAUGACGGAGAUGCAGGUGAAAAAGCAGUGCGACCAUCCACGCGUGCGACUUGGCCAUCGUUUUUGUCGCGAUUGUGGGGCGGCUGCGACCGAGAGAGACGCGAAACCUCGUGUGGAUGACACAGCAACUAUGGGCAGACCGAGUUUGCCCAUGCCGAGUGCUGCCAAUCCACCCGAGCUGAAUCAGCCCGUGUCGUACCGUGCCAGUCCACAUGGCGCACUUGUGCGUUGCCCGCAGUGCCAUAUCCAGAUGCGUGUGCUGCCCCACAUGUACAAUAUGCGCGUGGCAUGUCUGGCAGGUCACAUGUUCUUGGUUCAAGUCUCGAGUCAACCAGGAGGUAUUGGAGGUGGACGUGGCAGCUACGGCUUAGGCGGAUCGGGUGGCCCAAGGAUGCCUAUGCGUGGUGCGAACACAGGCUUCCCGGGCUCGUACUACCACUCUACACACAACUACUCGGAGCUGUAG
Molecule: messenger RNA, 1290 nt
Organism: Peronospora matthiolae
Lineage: Eukaryota; Oomycota; Peronosporomycetes; Peronosporales; Peronosporaceae
Source: the annotation of a GenBank genome assembly